GUAUUUUUCUGCUAUCUUAGCAGGCGUUGGACUUUGUGUAAAGUGCUCGGAACUCUUUCUGAAUAUUAUUCCUCUACUCAUUCAACAUAGAACAUCACGACAGUAGCUCCUGAAUAUUAAAAAAAUAAAUAAAACUACGAUGUACCGACACGACGUUUCCCACGAGUCAAGGAUCACGCAAGUCAUAGUGGAGAGUGAAUAUGAAACUCUUUGCGAAGAUGAGAACGGUUCCGAAGCUUAUUCUUUACCUAAUAAUCUUUCACGCGCGGAAGGCCUCGUGUUGGACUAUAAGCAGUUCUUGGCAGCUCGAAACAUACAACGCUUUGUCCGCGGCUGGCUGGUACGCAGCCACAUGUCAAAUAUAGACAGAUCGGCAAUUGUCAUUCAAAGAUGGUGGCGUGGCUUUAUGUGCAGAAGGAUGUACACAUCCCUUGUCGAGGAGAAAUUGCAGGAAGCUGUUAUGGCAUACUACAAUAAAUGCGCCCUUCGCAUUCAGACCCUCUUCCGGGGCUGGUGGUCCCGCAAACAUGUGUUCGAUUUGACUAAACUUAAGAUCAUGCAGCGCCUUCUGGCCGAGGAUCUCAUUCACGCGAUGGUCAAGUUACUGCACACCGACAAGGGAUCGCACAUGCUGCCGGGUGUCUACACGCUACGGAAUAACGAAAAAUGCCUUAAGUUCUCGGAACAGCUGCUAGUUACAUUUGGCUAUCGCUUCUACAAUGCCCAAGCCUGCUACAAGACUCUUUUGAAUUCCUCGUUAAUUUCGGAACAACGACAAGCUUUUCUGAAAGCCGAAAGAUAUACAUACGUUCCUUACAUGGGCUUCAAUUAUGGCGGCGUUUGUAAUCGUCGAGCUUCUUUCACCAAAUCGUUGAAAGCUAAGGAUGGUGAACUAUUCGACAUAAUUCAGACAUUUAUGUCCGGUCAUCGGGCGAUGGACCUGGGACACACUGGAAAGCGAGACCAAAUGAUUAAUUUAAUGUUAGAGGAAGCUCAAAAGAAAAAGUAUCGCGAUUUCAUCCAGAAGAGAAAGAGAUUCUUAAAGCAUAUCGUAGCAAGUAUGCAAAAGUGGAGUGGCGAUGGUGAAAAGAUUCUUCCGAAAGCACUAUUCAAAAAGCCCUAUAAUAUGGUAGCUCUCCUUGAAGCGGUCAAAGACAAUAUUGUGGAAAGGUACGGCCCGUUGGACCCUUGCAUUUGCGGACCAAGCCUAUCGAUUACUAGCAUCGACCGGAUUUAAGAAUCUCAUCUAAAAUUUGUAUAUUUCAUAUGCAUCAGUUAACUAUUUAUAUUGUAUAUGAUUUGGCGGUGAACCAUUAACAUUCAAAA
Drosophila bipectinata is the source of this 1326-nucleotide messenger RNA. RefSeq lists its product as uncharacterized. NCBI's taxonomy places the organism in Eukaryota, Metazoa, Arthropoda, Insecta, Diptera, Drosophilidae. Gene Ontology annotation, molecular function: calmodulin binding. Gene Ontology annotation, cellular component: spindle pole. Gene Ontology annotation, biological process: establishment of meiotic spindle localization; mitotic cell cycle; spindle organization. The record is from RefSeq and is a predicted model, not a curated record.